GUACACGGAUACUGCAUGAAUGAUGCAUACAGAACCAUAUAAAAUGUUGUUAUAUUGGUUUAAUUUGUUUAAAUUAACAUCAGUUAUUUAAAAAAAGGUAGUCGGACGAAAACGAAGUUUAAAAAUGGUAAACAUUAGUAUACUGUUUAUUUUGUUUGUUCUAUGUAGUUUGACAUCGUAUGGAACUUGUGCUAGAAAAAAGCAUAGGCUACCUCCAUCGUUUCCACAAUGCCAUAGAAGCGAUCCAAACCUGUCCAAGUGUCUUUUGGAUGCUACAGAGAAAGUAAGACCAUAUUUAGCUAAUGGUGUACCCGAACUGAAAAUUCCGUCCUUCGAGCCGUUCACUUUACCUCAAGUUGUGCUGGAACAAGGAAGCCAGUCUUUGAAUUUCAAGGCGGUCCUCAGCAAUGUCACCGUUCAUGGUUUAUCGAAAUAUAAGUUUUCAAGAUUCGACUUUGAUGUGCCAAAUUUGCAAUUUUUCUGUUAUGCAAGUUUUCCUGGAUUAACAUUAGAAGGCGAUUAUAAAAUCGAUGGAAAAAUACUAAUUGCUCCUAUUGAAGGUAGUGGUAGAUUCACUGCGAAGAUUGAUUCGUGCGAAGUUAAGAUGUACCAAAAAUGCCACGAAGGAAAAAUAAAUGGAGAAAACCAUAUAAUUCCUCAUUUUACAAACAGUACUAUGGAAGUUAGCGGUCCUAUGGCACAUUUAGAUGGUUUGUUUGACGGAAAUCCUGAGUUAAAUGCAGUUACAAAUAAAGCUAUCAGCGACAAUAUAAACGAACUUUUCAGCGAGCUGAAACCAGUGGUAGAAGAAACAAUAACAAGAAUUAUGGAAGACCUUUUGCUUAAACAUAUUGCUUUGAAUAUUCCUUAUGAUCAUUUAUAUCCUGUAUAAUAACAAAAAUAUUAUUUUUUAAUUUAGUAAUUUUUGAAAUAAAAAUAUGAGUCAAA
Messenger RNA from Sitophilus oryzae (rice weevil), 948 nucleotides. Its product is annotated as protein takeout-like. The transcript is spliced from 6 exons. Lineage: Eukaryota; Metazoa; Arthropoda; Insecta; Coleoptera; Curculionidae. The record is from RefSeq and is a predicted model, not a curated record. The coding region runs from base 125 to 892 and encodes 255 amino acids.